This is a messenger RNA of Apaloderma vittatum (bar-tailed trogon), 823 nucleotides long. RefSeq names its product SPARC related modular calcium binding 2 (gene SMOC2). Gene Ontology annotation, biological process: extracellular matrix organization. The transcript is spliced from 8 exons. The record is from RefSeq and is a predicted model, not a curated record. Gene Ontology annotation, cellular component: basement membrane. Gene Ontology annotation, molecular function: extracellular matrix binding; heparin binding; protein binding. The annotation marks the transcript as partial. Lineage: Eukaryota; Metazoa; Chordata; Aves; Trogoniformes; Trogonidae.
UUUUUGAGAGUGGACCAAGACAAAGACAGAGAAUGCAGCCUGGACUGUGCAGGUUCCCCUCAGAAAUCGCUCUGUGCAUCUGAUGGAAGAACUUUUCUAUCCCGGUGUGAAUUUCAGAGAGCAAAAUGCAAAGACCCUCAGCUGGAAAUAGCCUACCGAGGCAACUGCAAAGAUGUUUCCAGAUGUGUGGCUGAGAGGAAGUACACCCAGGAACAAGCUCGCAAGGAAUUUCAACAAGUGUUUAUCCCAGAAUGCAAUGAUGAUGGCACAUAUAGUCAGGUUCAGUGUCACAGUUACACUGGGUACUGCUGGUGUGUCACUCCCAAUGGUCGUCCCAUCAGUGGUACUGCUGUGGCCCACAAAACUCCCCGGUGCCCAGGUUCAGUGAGUGAGAAGCUGCCACAACGAGAAGGUGCAGGAAAAACAGAUGAUGCCUCAGCUCCUGCGCUGGAGACUCAGCCUCAAGGUGAUGAAGAAGAUAUAGCUUCUCGUUAUCCUACAUUAUGGACUGAGCAAGUAAAGAGUAGACAAAAUAAAACCAAUAAAAGCUCAGCAUCAUCGUGUGAUCAAGAACUUCAGUCAGCCCUGGAGGAAGCUAAACAGCCACAGAAAGACAACGUGUUCAUUCCAGAGUGUGCUCAGGGUGGCCUCUACAAACCAGUGCAGUGUCAUCCUUCCACAGGCUACUGCUGGUGUGUUCUGGUGGACACAGGACGCCCCAUCCCUGGUACAUCAACCAGGUACGAACAACCUAAGUGUGAUAAUGGGGCCAGAGCUCACCCAACCAAAACAAAGGAUUUGUACAAAGGACGCCAGCUUCAAG